Messenger RNA from Phyllopteryx taeniolatus (common seadragon), 949 nucleotides. It is a transcript of the gene thyn1, whose product is annotated as thymocyte nuclear protein 1. Gene Ontology annotation, cellular component: nucleus. Lineage: Eukaryota; Metazoa; Chordata; Actinopteri; Syngnathiformes; Syngnathidae. Bases 144 to 833 code for a protein of 229 amino acids. The record is from RefSeq and is a predicted model, not a curated record. The transcript has 8 exons.
UUGGCAUUUUGACCACAGCUGUGUUUUGAACACACUUAGCCUAACUAUUAUGCACUGUGGUUUGCUUAGAGGUGUUAAUGAUUAGACACGCCAACAAUUAUCAAGUAUAAGCAACGUUACGUUAACAUAUCACAUCAUCACACAUGGGCUCAUUUUGCAGAAGAAAAACAAUGCCUCCAAAGAAAAAAGUGAGAAAAAGAACAAUCAAUUCAGAUGGAAAUGCUGAAGACAAGGUCGACUCAUGUCCAAAACCAAGCCUCAAGAGGAAGGCUUCUUCGUCUGUGGAGGCUUCGAAGGAGUCGAGCACCGAGCAGUAUUGUCGCUGGCUCAUGAAAUCUGAACCCGAGAGCCGCUUUCAGAAAGGCAUUGAUGUCAAGUUUGGGAUUGAGGAUUUGAAGGCUUUGCCCAAUCAGACCAGUUGCUGGGACGGCAUCCGCAACUAUCAGGCACGGAACUUCAUGCGUCAAAUGAAAGAGGGGCAGUUGGUUUUCUUCUACCACAGCAACUGCAAGGAACCCGGAAUAGUAGGAAUAAUGAAAAUAGUGAAGGAAGCGUAUGUGGACCACACUCAGUUUGACAAGAAAGAUGUUCAUUUUGAUGCCAGCAGCAAACAAGAAAAUCCCAAAUGGAGCAUGGUGGAUGUGCAGUACCAAAGAAUGCUGAAGCGUUUUCUUCCUCUGGCUGAGCUCAAACAGUACCACUUGCAGCACAGAGCCAAGGGGGGCCCUCUGAAGGACGCCAUGCUCUUGACCAGGAUCAGGCUGUCGGUGCAGGCUCUCACCACUGCACAAUUCGACUUUAUUCUGAGCUUGGAGGACCAAGAACCGCUGUGACUGUGCUCCGUGAUGGGGUGAAAUAAUCUUUAGUUUAUAUACACAGUAUAUCAUGGUAUUUAUUUGUUCAUUGUAAAAUGUUUGGGGUCAAAAGAUAACACUACGACAAAAGAAAA